This is a messenger RNA of Nematocida minor, 402 nucleotides long. RefSeq names its product nuclear transcription factor Y, gamma. Bases 1 to 402 code for a protein of 133 amino acids. Gene Ontology annotation, molecular function: DNA-binding transcription activator activity, RNA polymerase II-specific; protein heterodimerization activity. Gene Ontology annotation, biological process: regulation of DNA-templated transcription. Gene Ontology annotation, cellular component: nucleus. The transcript has a single exon. The record is from RefSeq and is a predicted model, not a curated record. Lineage: Eukaryota; Fungi; Microsporidia.
AUGCAUAAAACACAGACACAUCCAGUAAAUAUGCAGAGAAAGAACCCAGUGGUGGACGAUUAUUGGAAAUCCGUAUUGAACUAUGUAUCAUCCUCGCUAUACAAAGACAACGCUCUUCCUCUUGCGAGAAUAAAAAGGCUGAUGAAGGUCGAGCAGGAGGUGAGCAAGGUUGCAAGCGAGGUGCCUCUUUUGUUCUCCCGAAUCACCGAGAUAUUCAUCGAAGAGCUGACCCUGCGCGCAUGGCAGUACACCGAAAAAGGAAAAAGAAGAAUUCUGCAGCGAAGCGACAUCUGCUCAGCAGCGAAGUCCUCCGACAUUUUUGACUUCCUGAUAUACCUCAUGCCGCGCGGCACGGGAAUAGUGGAGCUGAACAUAAACACGCAGCCAAAGUACAAAUACUAG